GAUUAUCAGUUGCCAGCAGCCCCUCUCUUGGCUCCUUGACACGAGCACCAUAUAAGGCGCAGCGAUCUCCAUAGAAACGUGUCAGUUUCAAUAGUAGUGUCAAAGUUCACUAUAUACAGACAUUCGCGCAGAUCUCCGUUUCGGAAACGCUGCUCCACUGGUCCUCCCGUUAAAACGCAUUCAUUUUUGCUGGGGUCUCCUGCUUCUUGCAUAUUCUAUUAGUUGUUUUUUUUCUCUCUCUCUCUCUCUUUAUCCUCGCUCCGUUCCGACUGGAGAGGUGAAACUGCAAUAGGCUCUCGGGCGACGUUGUUUUUCUGCUGGACCAGAUGAGCUUUAUUCAUGAACAUAGAUAGAGAAUUUCGCUCUUCAGUGUUUCCUUCUCUCCAACCACGAAGACGGAGAAAGGAGCGGAGAAGGGAAAAAAGAAGGGAAUUUAUUUCGCAUCGCACUUUGGAUCUCGGAGCCACCAGCGAGUUUUUUACAUUUUUUAUUUCGCCGUCAAUGUGAAGAAUAUUUAUUAAGAUAUUUUAAGAAAAAAAAAACUGAUUUCCGUUACGUCUGGCUUCGCUUUCUCUACGCGACCGGGGCUCCCGAAUGGCUGACUGCGAGCUACCUUGGAACUGGCCUCCCGACAACUGCAUAUCCUAAUCGGGUGCCUUGUUCUGCGACUCUUCGCAUGCUGUUUUGAAUGCAUCGAUUGUUUUAGGUUUUUUGCUGUUUUUUCUUCUUCGUCUUCUUCGUCUUCUUCUUGUUCUUUUUCUUCCUAUGAGAUUGACCGCUCCGGCUUGACUUCCGCGCUGCCGUUUCCGUCCGCGAUUCUCCCCUUUGCAAGCUCCGACGUCCGAGCGACCGGUUCGCUUGAAAGCACUUUUCGGGCCCGAGAUAUGGCAAUGGUAGUUAGCGUCUGGCGCGAUCCGCAGGAAGACGUGGCCGGAGGAGCGGCGAGCGGCCCGAACCCCGCAGCGCAGCCGGCGAGGGAGCAGCAGCAGGCGGCGUCAGCGGCACCGCACACCCCGCAGACACCCAGCCAGCCGGGAGCGCCGUCCACCCCAGGCACGGCCGGAGACAAGAGCAGCCAGAACUCAGGCCAGAGCCAGCAGCACAUCGAGUGCGUGGUUUGCGGAGACAAAUCGAGCGGCAAGCACUAUGGCCAGUUCACCUGCGAGGGAUGCAAAAGUUUCUUCAAGCGGAGUGUCCGGAGGAACUUAACGUAUACGUGCCGUGCCAACAGGAACUGUCCUAUUGACCAGCACCAUCGCAAUCAGUGCCAAUACUGUCGGCUCAAGAAGUGCUUAAAAGUGGGCAUGCGGCGGGAAGCGGUUCAGCGAGGAAGGAUGCCUCCAACCCAGCCGAACCCAGGCCAGUACGCGCUCACCAACGGGGACCCUCUGAACGGCCACUGUUACCUCUCCGGAUACAUCUCGCUACUGCUGCGUGCCGAGCCUUACCCCACGUCCCGGUACGGCAGCCAGUGCAUGCAGCCCAAUAAUAUCAUGGGGAUCGAGAACAUCUGCGAGUUGGCGGCUCGCCUCCUCUUCAGUGCCGUGGAAUGGGCGAGGAACAUCCCUUUCUUUCCCGACCUGCAGAUCACCGACCAGGUGUCACUUCUCAGACUCACAUGGAGCGAGUUGUUCGUGCUAAACGCGGCGCAGUGCUCCAUGCCGCUACACGUGGCGCCGUUGCUCGCCGCCGCUGGCCUGCACGCGUCGCCCAUGUCCGCCGACCGCGUCGUGGCCUUCAUGGAUCACAUUCGCAUCUUCCAGGAGCAGGUCGAGAAGCUCAAGGCCCUGCACGUCGACUCGGCCGAGUAUAGCUGCAUCAAAGCCAUCGUGCUCUUCACGUCAGACGCUUGCGGCCUGUCGGAUGCGGCCCACAUUGAGAGUCUGCAGGAGAAGUCUCAGUGCGCUCUGGAGGAGUAUGUGAGGAGCCAGUACCCGAACCAGCCGAGUCGCUUCGGCAAGCUGCUCCUGCGACUUCCCUCACUGCGUACCGUAUCUUCAUCCGUCAUCGAGCAGCUGUUCUUCGUUCGCUUGGUAGGUAAAACUCCAAUUGAAACCCUCAUCAGGGAUAUGUUGCUAUCCGGGAGCAGCUUCAACUGGCCCUACAUGUCCAUUCAAUGAUCCCAGCGAGCGUGCGAAACAAUAAAAAAAAAAAAAAAAAAACCGAGAGACUAAAGGACCAAAACUCUACAACCCUCCUUUCAAGAAGACUAUAUCUAUAUCUAUAUAUAUAUUAGAGGACCUCGUUUCUGAUCACAUUGGAAGACUUUCUUUUUUUUGUGUUGGACCGAAAUGGAAUACUACGUAAUGUACAAAGAUAAAAGCCCCGGACUUAACUCCUAUGUAAAUCCAUCGUCAUCGUCAAGAACACUCUCCAUUUUUGUAAAAUACUAGUCUUUAUUUUCCUUUUUUUUGUAAGAAAAGAAGAAAAAUCAAAAACAAAAUACGUACAGAUAAAUUGAAGAACAUCAUAUGCGCAGUAAAAAUGAAUCAAAACCUAGCGGGAAAGUAACGUUCCCAAGCAAUUAUAAGAAAUGUCCUGUGUCUGUGUAUCUCUGUUUUGUAUUUUUUCUGGUUCUAAACCAGUAUUUUUCUGUGAUUCUCUACUAAUGAUUUUGAUAUAACAUUUUGCUUCUUAUACUGAGUGCGAUAUAUGUUGUUGAAGCUAUGUUCUCCAAGAAUUAAAAUUGAAGUGACAAUUUAAAACAUAAAAAAAAAAUAAAGAAAAUUUUAGACAAAUAAGAAACAGUCUAAUCGCUAUGACAAUAUCACUGAUGGUUGAACUCCCCCACCCCCCCACUCCCUCCCCCCUGCCCCCCCGCCCCCAAUUGAUGCUCUAUGGACAUGCAACUGCGGCAAACCUGACCUCAUGGACAAUUGAAGGAGAGGACGCCUUGGUCGUGUGUGUGAGUGCGUGUGUUGAGUCAAUCAUCAGUCAAAGAGGAAAGACAUGGAAAAUUAAAAGCACUUUUAAUAUAUCAUUUUCAAAAAUACAUUUUGUUUGUUUUGUCUUGAUAUUUUCGUUGUUUCUUUUUUUAUUGGUUGUUGCUUCCAUUUUGCUCAAUCCAUGAUAUGUUUGUGCAGAAGGGUCGCUUGAUGAAGUUGUGUGAUGGUGACUAUACUAUUAAAAAAAAGAAAUAGGCAACCAUGGCUCUCUCUGAGCAGAUUUCAUGUGGUUCAUGUUAUUUAGAUGUCACGUUGAUGGCGGGUUUCCGGUGUGUUGCUUCAUUAUUAUUAUUAUUAUUAUUAUUAUUAUUAUUAUUAUUACAUUGCAAAAUUCUCCAUAUUAGACUUUCCCUUUACUAAAGAACACGAUACACACAUAUGUGCCUAAUUACACCACAAGACAUGAAGCAUUUUUUUGUAAUACUUUGGAAUAAUUGCCCCAGCUGCAACUUUGUAACGAGGGUUUUGUCCAUUUUUUAUUAGAUGAAUGAGACUUGUUACAAAUGCAGCCGCACAAUUAUACAUGGGGUCCAUUUUCUAUUCUGUGCAGAUUUUUCAGCUUUACA
Ictalurus furcatus (blue catfish) is the source of this 3511-nucleotide messenger RNA. RefSeq names its product nuclear receptor subfamily 2, group F, member 1a (gene nr2f1a). NCBI's taxonomy places the organism in Eukaryota, Metazoa, Chordata, Actinopteri, Siluriformes, Ictaluridae. Gene Ontology annotation, biological process: anatomical structure development; negative regulation of transcription by RNA polymerase II; cell differentiation. The coding region runs from base 885 to 2120 and encodes 411 amino acids. The record is from RefSeq and is a predicted model, not a curated record. The transcript is spliced from 3 exons. Gene Ontology annotation, molecular function: nuclear receptor activity; zinc ion binding; RNA polymerase II cis-regulatory region sequence-specific DNA binding.